Hippocampus zosterae (dwarf seahorse) is the source of this 3839-nucleotide messenger RNA. It is a transcript of the gene meis2a, whose product is annotated as Meis homeobox 2a. The record is from RefSeq and is a predicted model, not a curated record. NCBI's taxonomy places the organism in Eukaryota, Metazoa, Chordata, Actinopteri, Syngnathiformes, Syngnathidae. Bases 913 to 2364 code for a protein of 483 amino acids. Gene Ontology annotation, biological process: positive regulation of transcription by RNA polymerase II; embryonic pattern specification; animal organ morphogenesis. The transcript has 12 exons. Gene Ontology annotation, molecular function: RNA polymerase II cis-regulatory region sequence-specific DNA binding; DNA-binding transcription activator activity, RNA polymerase II-specific.
ACAUUAGGAGGAAGAGUGGGUCUCUCCUCUCUCUCGCGUGGGAGAGCUCUUCGCCUCGCCUUAGCGCAGCACCACUGGCUGGGGCCAGCACGCCACUUCCGGGAUCCGUCAUUGCGCUCGCCCACCGCUCGGUGCGCUCGGCGCGCUCACUCAGUGUGUUCGGAGGACGCGAGCCGGCCGCCAAGCUGACAACACUCGCUGACACUCAUUCACUCACCAGCCAGCUACCAAGCCAGACAGCACCAACCCAGCAAGCAAGCGACGGACCCCGGACAUACAUUUCUUUUGAAUUUUCUUUCCCCGAUUUUUAUUUUUAUUUUUUUUACCCUCCUCCCUCGCCGUCCGCUUGUGCAAAAAAGUCCACACUGGGGCGAAGCAGACAUUUAAAGGAGACAGAGCGAAGAGGACUUAGGGGGGAGGGGGGGCACCGAACUAACGCGCACGGCACCCGAAAAAAAAACAAGAAGGGAGAGGGUGAGCGAGGGAGAGAGAGAGAGAGAGAGAGAAAACUUGAACAUCAUCGCCGAGCGUCAUUCAUUCAUUACCUUGACAACCUCUGGCUUUGAUUGACAGCCGGAGUGGCAAAAAGCCAUGAUAGAAGCGACAGUUGACUUUACGCGCCGCUCGUUGAUGAGCCAAUUGUAACCCUUCCAACGUAUUUUUUGACACUUUAAAUUUUUUUAAAAAUAUUUUCCUUGGGAGGACAAUCGGAUGUUACGAUUUCGGCUCAACCGCUCCGGCGAAUAGGACAAUUCGCCCCAAACAAAACAAAACAAAAAGUUAGUCGACAAAAGGAGGAGGCAAGAGAGAGCCGGGAUUUUUUUUUCCACGCGGACGAGAGGGAUACUAAAUAUUGCACACACACACACAAAAAAAAUCAGUACGGCAUAUUAGGGAGUUUAUCGGAGCCUGAUGGCGCAAAGGUACGACGAGCUGGCCCACUACGGGGGCAUGGACGGCGUAUCGGCGUCCAUGUACGGGGACCCGCACGCACCCCGGCCGCUCCCGCAGGUCCACCACCUCAACCACGGACCGCCGCUACACGCCAGCCAGCACUACGGAGCCCACGCUCCCCACCCCAACGUCAUGCCCACCAGCAUGGGCUCGGCCGUCAACGACGUCCUAAAGAGGGAUAAGGACCAGAUUUAUGGGCAUCCUCUCUUCCCGUUGCUGGCUCUGGUUUUCGAGAAGUGCGAACUGGCGACGUGCACGCCGAGGGAACCCGGCGUGGCCGGGGGAGACGUGUGCUCCUCGGACUCCUUUAACGAGGACAUCGCCGUGUUCGCCAAGCAGGUCCGAGCAGAAAAACCUUUAUUUUCAUCGAAUCCAGAGUUGGACAAUUUGAUGAUACAAGCCAUACAAGUAUUACGGUUUCACCUCUUGGAAUUAGAAAAGGUUCACGAGCUUUGUGACAAUUUCUGCCAUCGGUACAUCAGCUGUUUGAAAGGAAAAAUGCCAAUAGAUUUAGUGAUUGACGAGCGGGAUGGAAGUUCCAAAUCGGACCACGAAGAGCUGUCCGGCUCGUCGACGAACCUCGCUGAUCAUAAUCCGGCAUCCUGGAGAGACCACGACGACGCCACAUCCACGCACUCAGCCGGUACGCCGGGGCCCUCCAGCGGAGGCCACGCGUCGCAAAGCGGCGACAACAGCAGCGAGCAAGGCUUUAUUUUCCGCCCAGGAGAUGGUUUAGACAACAGCGUGGCAUCGCCCGGCACAGGCGACGACGACGACCCGGACAAGGAUAAGAAGAGGCAGAAGAAACGCGGCAUUUUCCCCAAGGUGGCCACCAACAUCAUGAGGGCGUGGCUAUUUCAGCAUCUCACACACCCGUACCCGUCUGAAGAGCAGAAGAAGCAGCUAGCCCAAGACACGGGCCUCACCAUCUUACAAGUUAACAACUGGUUCAUUAAUGCCAGGAGAAGAAUAGUACAGCCCAUGAUUGACCAGUCGAAUCGAGCAGGUUUUCUUCUUGAUCCUUCAGUGAGCCAAGGAGCAGCGUACAGUCCAGAGGGCCAGCCCAUGGGCAGCUUCGUGCUGGACGGGCAGCAGCACAUGGGGAUCCGACCGGGCGGUCUGCCAGGCGUGCCGGCCGACUACGUCCCUCAGCGCGGUCCUAUGGGCGUGAGCAUGGCCCCGGCCCCUUACAGCAACCCCCGUCAGAUGACCUCCUACCCCGGCCAGCUGCGUUACGUGCCCCCUCCUUUCCACUCGUACCCCGUCCAUCCUCACCACCACCACCACCACGCCAUGCCGAUGCACGGAGGACCCUCCUCGUCCCCCCCGGGGAUGUCUGCGCAGAGACCGCCCUUGCUCACACCCAUGGACCCCGCCACUGCAGGAGCGGGCCUGGACAUCCACGCCUGACAGUCAGAAGGGAAACUUUUUCCGGCAACUGCCGCGGCCACUUUGGAAUUCAAGGAGAAGGAAGAGAAAAAAAAAAGCAGCGAGCGGCGCCAUUUUUUUUUUUUGAGAAAUUUUUUUAAGAGUAACAAUCGAAAAAGCUUUUGGAGCUGAACUGAAGAAUUCCAGACAAACUGUGACAACCGCAACUCUUUUUUUUCCUGUUUUUUUUUUCUUUUUUAACAUUUGUUACAUUUUCACCCAAGCGGAGGACCAAGCUGACUUUGUAAAGUCUUGGGCUUUAAAAAAAAACAAAACUGAAAAACAACUCAAAACACUCUUUUCAUGUGGCGCUUCUGAAAAAAAAAAAAGGCAGCGAGAAAGAACCAUCAUUCUGGAAGACUUUUAAAAAUGAAAAAAAACAAACUCCAAGAGUUAUAACUACUGUAGUAAAAUUUUUAAAAAUCUAUAGGUAAAUAAGUUAAAACUUUUUUGUUUUGAUCACGGUUUAAAUUUUUUUUAGGGUUUUUUUCUUUUUUUUUUAAGGAUUUUUAACCCCUUUUGGAGGACUCGCAGCACAGCACUACGUCAACAAAGAAGAAGAUGGAACAUCUCAAAAGGCUUCAACAGGGGCCACCAGGUCCUAAGUACCCCCCCACCCCCACCCUACAACCCACCCUCAAGGCAUGAUGGAAAAGGCUGCUUGACGACAGCCUUGAAGAUUUGUCAUGCCUUUUUAUUUUUAAACUCUAAAGGCUCUUUAAUGAAUGUUUUUAAAGAAAAAAAAACAUUGUUUAAAAUUGCCCAAGCACUGGAUUGUGUUGGUUUUUAUACUUUUUUUUUUCUUCUCCGGGACUCUCAUCCUUAAAGAGCCGAGUGAAGGAAGACGCUCCACGGUGUAGAGGGGGAGGAAAAGAGAAAACACACACACACACACAUAGGGACACACAUGUUGAUUGUGCAGCACUGGAGAGAAGCUAUCGAUGCACCAAAAAAAAAAAAAGAAGAAAAAAAACACUUAAAUUAUGAACUCAAUGUUUUGGGGGGGUUGAAACACCACACACACACACACACACAGGCAUAAAUUAAAAAAAAAGAAAAGCUGAGAGACUAUUGUAACAAACUUCGUACAGAGUUCAAGUCUAUUAAUUGUUUCCUGUUAGAUAUUCUAUGUGUUUACCUCAAUUGAAAAAGAAUGUUUUUUUGCUAGUUUCAGAUCUGCUGUGGCAUUGAUAUUGUAUAUGUCCAUGAAUUCCUUCCUCUUCUGUUCAUUUGGUUUGUUUUCAUUUUGUUUUGUUUUCUCAGCACGUGUUCCUCACUAGAAGAUAAGAUGCCGUCUCCCUUCAAAGCUUUGUCAAAAACGUAAAAAAAACAAACAAACAAAAGGUAACAAAAAAAAGAGAGAAAAAAAUAACAAAAAAAACUUGUAUGAGGACUGUGACGUAUUGUUUUAAAAGGUGUUCAGUCACAAAACGCUGUAAUAAAUAUUUCAUUUUUGA